Molecule: messenger RNA, 695 nt
Organism: Betta splendens (Siamese fighting fish)
Lineage: Eukaryota; Metazoa; Chordata; Actinopteri; Anabantiformes; Osphronemidae
Product: gamma-crystallin M2-like
Exons: 3
Coding region: 109-663 (184 amino acids)
Biological process (GO): lens development in camera-type eye; visual perception
Molecular function (GO): structural constituent of eye lens
Source: RefSeq, a predicted model, not a curated record
AAAGGGUUAAACCAGGUGGGGUACAGUUCGGUGCAAGAGCAAGAACAGCGCUACAAGCAGCAGCAGCAGCAGCAGCAGCAGCAGCAGCAGCAGCCCACUGACAGCACAAUGACCUCCACUGGAAUGAACAUGAUGAGCAGGAUCGUCUUCUACGAGGACAGGAACUUCCAGGGCCGCUCCUACGAGUGCAUGAGCGACUGCCCCGACAUGUCCUCCUACAUGAGCCGGUGCCACUCCUGCCGCGUGGAGAGGGGCUGCUUCAUGGUCUACGACCGCACCAACUACAUGGGCAACCAGUACUUCAUGAGGAGGGGCGAGUACGCCGACUACAUGAGCAUGUUCGGCAUGAGCGACUGCAUCCGCUCCUGCAGGAUGAUCCCCAUGCACCGCGGCUCCUACAGGAUGAGGAUCUACGAGAGGGAGAACUUCGGAGGCCAGAUGUACGAGCUGAUGGACGACUGCGACAACAUCAUGGACCGCUACCGCAUGUCCAACUGCAUGUCCUGCAACGUGAUGGACGGCCACUGGCUGAUGUACGAGCAGCCCCACUACAGAGGCAGGAUGAUGUACAUGAGGCCCGGCGAGUACAGGAGCUUCAUGAACAUGGGCAUGAGCGGCAUGAGGUUCAUGAGCAUGAGGCGCAUCAUGGACUCCUGCUAUUAGAGUCUGCACUGAAUAAAACUGUCACCACCUGA